Messenger RNA from Canariomyces notabilis, 2220 nucleotides. RefSeq names its product apses-domain-containing protein. Gene Ontology annotation, cellular component: SBF transcription complex; MBF transcription complex. Gene Ontology annotation, molecular function: DNA binding; transcription regulator activity; protein binding. The record is from RefSeq and is a predicted model, not a curated record. The transcript is spliced from 3 exons. Bases 1 to 2220 code for a protein of 739 amino acids. NCBI's taxonomy places the organism in Eukaryota, Fungi, Ascomycota, Sordariomycetes, Sordariales, Chaetomiaceae.
AUGGCAGGAAUCUACAGCGCUACGUAUAGCGGUAUACCCGUGUAUGAAUAUCAAUUCGGCCCCGACCUCAAGGAGCAUGUAAUGCGCCGCCGCCAGGACGAUUGGAUCAAUGCAACACAUAUCCUGAAAGCCGCCGGCUUCGACAAGCCCGCCCGGACACGGAUUCUCGAGCGCGAAGUGCAAAAGGACAUCCACGAGAAGAUUCAAGGAGGAUACGGGAAAUACCAAGGGACCUGGAUUCCCCUUGAGCAUGGAGAGGCACUUGCCCAACGGAACAAUGUCUACGACCGUCUACGACCAAUUUUUGAGUUCCAGCCAGGCAACGAGAGCCCUCCGCCUGCGCCGAGACACACGAGCAAGCCAAAGGCCCCAAAAGCCAGGCCUGCCGUUCCAAAGUGGGGCAGUAAGUCUCAAGACAGAAAGAGCAGCCUGUCGCAAGCCGCCAACUUCUCACACGGUCCCCAAGGUGCUGCUGUACAUGAAGACUACGACAACGGAGACUCUCAGAUGCAUGAAGACGAGACUCCAGACAACAUGACGGUGGCCUCAGCCUCGUACAUGGCUGAAGAUGACCGCUACGACAUGUCCCAGUUCUCAACCGGCCACAGGAAGCGGAAACGCGAGGAGAUGUUGCAGGACUUAACUGAGCAGCAGCAUGCGAUGUAUGGCGACGAGCUGCUGGACUAUUUCUUGCUCUCUAGAAACGAGCAACCUGCAAUUCGCCCAGAUCCGCCCACCAACUUCCAGCCAGACUGGCCCAUUGACACGGAGCGGCAUACGGCGCUGCACUGGGCAUCCGCCAUGGGCGAUGUCGAAGUUAUCAAGCAGCUUAAACGGUUCAAUGCCAACUUGGCAUCGCAGAAUAUCCGCGGCGAGACGCCCUUUAUGCGGUCUGUUAACUUUACCAACUGUUACGAGAAGCAGAGUUUCCCAAUGGUCAUGAAAGAGCUCUUUAGCACUGUCGACGCUCGCGACUCUUCGGGGUGCACAGUUAUCCACCAUGCGGCAGUCAUGAAGAGCGGGCGGGUCACCAGUCAUUCCUGCUCUCGUUAUUACCUCGACAACAUCCUCAACAAGCUCCAAGAAACACGCUCAGCCGAGGAAGUGCAGCGCUUGAUUGACGCCCAAGACAACGACGGCAACACGGCUGUGCAUCUUGCUGCCAUGCGGGAUGCUCGCAAGUGCAUACGCGCGCUUCUUGGCCGCGGCGCAUCAACCGACAUUCCAAACAAUGAAGGCGUGAGAGCCGAAGAUUUGAUCAAGGAGCUCAACGCGUCCAAGAGCAAGGUCGCCCGCGCCGGCCCUCAGCGCUCGUCAAGUCCCUUCGCGCCCGAUUCGCAGCGACACAACGCCUUCCGCGAUGCCCUCGGCGACUCGGUCGGCAAGGUCCAGACCAGUUUCCACAGCGAGGCAGCCAACACAGUCCACUCGCGCGUCGCUCCGCUGGUCCUCCAAAAAUUCCAGGAUCUCGCGCAGAGCUAUGACGACGAGCUGAAAGAAAAAGACGAGGCGGAAAGAGAGGCGCGCCGCAUCCUGCUCAACACGCAAGCCGAGCUGGCCAACCUGCGCGCUCAGAUCGCCGACCUCGAAUCGCGCAUCGAACCCGAUGAGGUAGCCGCCAAAGUCGAGGCUGACGCUAAGGCCGCAGCCCAAAAGGUGCUCGCCUACGUAACCCACCAGAACCGCAUCGCCGUGCGAGAGGCCGUCAACCGCGAGCUGGCAUCCCUGUCCCAGCUGCCCAACGGCGAGGCGGCCGAUCAAAAUGCCAAAACCAACGGCGACAAAGUUGAGGAUGGCAGCAACGACAACAAAACCAAGACCAACAAUGAGGACGAUGACGAAGACGAUGAUGGUUCACUCGAAGAGCGCCUCCAACUGGCGGCCGAGCUGCUGGAGCUCCUCGAGGAGCAGCGCGCCGCCGAGAGGGACUACGUCGAGGCCCGCGGCAUGCUGGGCACGGGCGAGAAGAUCGACAAGUACCGCCACUUGCUGCAGAGCUGUCUGCCGCCUGAGGACCAGGAAAUGCUGGAUGAGAAUCUUGAGGAUAUGAUUAAGAUGAUGGAGGACGAGGCUGAGGUCUUGGCCAUGGCCGAGGCGACGGCGACCGCCACUCAUGGUCAUGCUCAUCAUAGGAAUGCUGGAGGUGGGGGUCACGGUGUUGUUGGGGGCGGUUCGCGCUCGGGUGAGGGUGAACCGAUGGAUGUUGCGCCGCCGUCAUAG